GAAGGCUAUUUGCAGCAUCGUUGACGUCAACCCUUGGCUUUGCCAAACCGCGGCUACACACGGCUUGUGAAUACCCCCCCUCCUCCCAAACAUUUCAACCCUCUUCAGACUUACCAAACAUUUCAACCCCCUUCAGACUUACCAAACAUUUCAACCCCCUUCAGACUUACCAAACAUUUCAACCCCCCCAGACUUACCACUAUACCAAUACCACACAACUUGAGCUCCGCUCUUUCUUUCCUCCCAACCGCCAAAAUGCCCGUCACCAAGUUUACUACUCCCGAGAAAUACAGAUAUCAGAAUGGCUUCCAGUCCUACCAUGAGUAAGUCAUCCUGCGCAUCAAGUACAGUACAUCCAGUCCUUACAUUGUUGACCAUUAUUCCACAGGUCAGAAGCUAUUGCUGGAGCUCUCCCCAUAGGUGCCAACUCCCCACAGAAGCCUCCCUACGAUCUUUACGCAGAAAAGCUAUCCGGAACAGCCUUCACCGCACCACGUCAUGAAAAUCAGCAAUCAUGGCUGUACAGAGUACUUCCUGCCGCCUCCCACAUGCCCUUUAAGCCCCGCGAACCUCGGCCAUACAACACGAACCCUGAGGGCAGCAAAAUGCACCAAAUACCAAAUCAAUUGCGAUGGGAUCCGUUCGAUAUAGACGAAACAGUGGAUUGGGUACACAGUCUCCACUUGGUUGCCGGAGCUGGCGAUCCGACCAUGAAAUCGGGUAUCGGCAUCUUCAUCUUCGCAGCCGGAAAGAGCAUGUCAAAAAACGAAGCAUUUUACAGCGCGGAUGGAGAUUUCCUGAUUGUCCUGCAACAUGGCGUAUUGGACAUACAAACCGAGCUGGGUCAUAUUCUGGUGCGACCCAACGAGAUCUGCGUAAUACCGAGAGGAGUCAGAUACCGUGUGGAGCUUUCAGAAGGCCCGGUUCGUGGAUAUAUCCUUGAAUUAUACCAAGACCACUUCCAGCUCCCAGAAUUGGGACCAAUUGGUUCCAAUUGCCUUGCCAAUGCACGAGAUUUCCAAGCUCCGGUAGCUUCAUUUGAUGACGACACAACUGGUCAAUAUACCAUCAUCUCCAAGUUCAACGGACAUUUGUUUUCUGCAAGCCAAGGACAUACUCCAUUCGAUGUUGUAGCUUGGCAUGGUCUCUACUAUCCCUAUAAAUAUGAUCUUGGUCGGUUCAACGUCAUUGGAAGUAUUUCUUUCGACCAUCCUGACCCAAGUAUUUUCACGGUCCUUUCUGCUCCCUCUCCUACGUUCGGCACAGCUAUUGCGGAUUUCGUUAUUUUCCCACCACGUUGGCUUGUUGGCGAAGACACAUUUCGACCUCCAUGGUACCACAGAAAUACCAUGUCCGAAUUCAUGGGUUUGAUCGGGGGAGAAUACGAUGCUAAGACUGGUGGAGGCUUUCAACCAGCUGGCGCAAGUUUGCACAAUAUCAUGUCUGCACACGGACCGGAUGCUGGUACACACGACAAAGCUUCCAAUGCAGAGCUAAAGCCCACGAAAGUCGGUGAGGGGAGUAUGGCAUUUAUGUUUGAGAGUUGCUUGAUGGUUGGAGUUACGGAAUGGGGACUGAAGCAAUGUAAGAAGGUACAGGAAGAUUAUAAUGAAGAGAGCUGGACUCCUUUGCCCGCUCACUUCAAGCUGUCUGGGGAUAUGAAGAAGGUUAGUAAUUUGGCCGAUAGUUGA
This is a messenger RNA of Hymenoscyphus albidus, 1691 nucleotides long. Lineage: Eukaryota; Fungi; Ascomycota; Leotiomycetes; Helotiales; Helotiaceae. The record is from the annotation of a GenBank genome assembly.